Messenger RNA from Cynoglossus semilaevis (tongue sole), 3450 nucleotides. RefSeq names its product OX-2 membrane glycoprotein-like. The coding region runs from base 1059 to 2213 and encodes 384 amino acids. The transcript is spliced from 9 exons. Gene Ontology annotation, molecular function: cell-cell adhesion mediator activity. The record is from RefSeq and is a predicted model, not a curated record. Lineage: Eukaryota; Metazoa; Chordata; Actinopteri; Pleuronectiformes; Cynoglossidae. Gene Ontology annotation, biological process: negative regulation of neuroinflammatory response; heterotypic cell-cell adhesion. Gene Ontology annotation, cellular component: axon; neuronal cell body; cell surface.
UACCUGGAAUUUUUGCCAUCACCACAACAAAAAUCUUGACAAAUUAUAUUUCAAAUUUAUUGAAAUAACAACACAUGACAUCACAUUUUAUAAUGAAUCAAAAUAAAUAACAUAACAACAAAAAAACACAAAGGAAAUAAAAGCGCCAUUGGGCCUUCUCGUCACACCUGUCAUGUCUCCAUGCCCCCACCAGAGGGGGGGCUGCCCAACAUUUUGUGAAGCACUGGUUUAAUUCACGUUUGUAACAUUGUGUUCCUAAACUUCAUCAUCAGGGGGCGACAUAGUCCCAUUUACUUGUUACUUGACGUUAUACCUUGAAGGCAAUUUAAUCCCGAUAUCCAAAUACUUGCAUACCCCUGUUUAAAACAUUGCUGCCUUUACGUGGUAUCGAAAUUAUAAUGUAAACAAAACAAACAUCGGAUAAAACCUGUGAUAAACAGAUCGUUUACAUGACUGAAGCUCCUAAGUCUUAGCAACAACUCCCUAAUCAGACCGGUCAAAAUGAAGAGAGACUAUUUUGUCCACGUUGUUGCACAGUGACACCAGUGGGCGCACAAACGCGCGUGUAGUACUUAGAGACGGAAAGUAUGUGGAGGUUUGUUUUUUUUGGAGGUGGGAAAGAAACAGCAGCAGAGACUUAACGCUGUCUCAGUGAGUGACGGUUGAAACGUGGACUAGUUACAGUCGCCUGUAGUUUGUUCGGUCCCCUCUAAGUAGGUUGUGAUCACCUCAGUGACUAAACGCCUCAUCAUCCACCUUGGCCUGCUUUUAUGUCUUCAGAUUCCUGCGACUCCCGUGGAUGAGUCUAGACGUCAUCCGCAUGAUAAUCUGUUUACUGGAGCAGAGCACAUGCUGGGGAUUAACAGAUUGUAAGAUGCAGUUCCAUCUUUGACAAACAGCAGCAGCUUCUAAAGUCCUAGCACUGGAAAAGCUGUCAGAGGGCCCAGGUUCAGGACCUGAACCUGUCGUACCAGUGUGACAACGUAUGAGUCUGCUACUGGAACCUGGAUGCAACAACCGACUCUGUGAGUGUGCUGGGAAAACUGCUUGGCUGUGAGAUGUUUGGACCUUCUCUCCUCUGUUGUCACCAUCAUCGUCUUCAUCAUCAUCAUCAUCAGCUGCUGCUUCUGCUGCUUUGCAUUGCAGCAGCUGUUCUCAGGACUCAUGGUGAGGUAAUAACCUCCUCCAGUCUGACUGCAGAGGUGAACCGCCCCUUUGUGCUCAGCUGUAACAUCACAACAGCACCAGGAAGCAGUGUCCGACAGGUCCGUUGGCUCGACCAGCACAGAAAGGUCAUGCUGGCCUACCAACAGAAGGUGCCACCUCACAUCAGCCACCAGGAGCAAAGUGUGGAGCUCACAGGCCAUAACAAUAACAGCAGCUCCAUUACCAUCAGGCGAGUGCGGCUUGAGGACGAGGGCUGCUACAGUUGUGUCUUUGACGUUUACUCGACGGGGUCACAAGAAGGCAUAACAUGCCUCAAAGUAACUGGUAAAGUGCGCCUAGUGGGUAACAAGACGGCCAUUAGUGGGAAUUCGGCCACACUCUCCUGCUGGUACAGCCUCCCAGUGCGAGUGCAGCAGGUGCUGUGGAGGAAGACCGCGGAGCAGGGUGACACCACCACUGUGGCCGCCUACAGCAAGAAAGGCCACUUCAGUAUCGAAGACGCCUUCAGAAGUCGAGUGAGCCUGAGUCGAACCCUGGACAACACGGAGCUGACCCUGCUGUCGGUGAGCACAGAGGACGAGGCCUGCUACACCUGUGAGUUCCACACGUACCCUGAUGGAGAAAGGAGCGAUGUCGCCUGUCUCUCCGUCUACGUUUUACCCAAACCAGAGGUGAAUCACAUGACUACAUCGCCGGGAAUCACCGAGGCUAACUGCACCACUCAGUCUCGCCCUGCGGCCGACAUCUCAUGGAACAUCGAGGGAGACAACCGGACGAUUGGACCACCCUUGUUGUCGUCCCUCGAUCAGGGAGAUGGAACAACUGUGGUGAUCAGCACUAUCAUCUUCCAAUCAGAGCUCUUGGAUGAGCUGUCAGUCAAGUGCAUUGUGCACCACCAUGGUUUGGAGAAAGCCAUGACAGUUCCUCUUUACCCAAAAGUGGGUCCACUUGUUAUCAUCCUGCUGUCAGUGUGUGGUGUGACUGCAAUACUCCUCAUCUGCCUGUGUGUGUGUCUGUGCAAGUGUUUCGUCUGUACUAAAGACUAAUUUGGAGCCUGGCCUCAUCCCUGUUACUGUCCUUACUGCUGAUUCUGUUGAUGAGCGUCCUGCAGAGCUCUGGACCUGAUGUGCAUGUUCAGCAGCCUGUUGUCCACCUAGACAUGCACAGGAAGGACAGAUCUUUGACACACUGGACUCCAAUGCUGCUUGUAAUGCCAUCAGGAGCUGGUUUGACAUAUUUAAAGGUUGAAAAUCACAUUUAACUUUUAGCAUAAAUUAGCUGUGAGGCAGAAAGGCUGUUUAUAAAGGAACUGAUCUGAUAUUUAAAUGUAGAAAACUUGAAUGUGUUUCUGUUAGAUGUUUAGCCAAAGCUAGGUAAAACCAGGGGAGGGGGGGUUACACUUUUGUAACUUGCUAAAAGGCAAUAAUAAGGGAUAAAUAAUUACUUUUGAUGACAAGUUUGAAAGCAAAAGUCUAAUGUUUGAAGGUUAUCCAGAGAAAGAAAAAAAAUAAGUCAGUUCAAACUAUGUGUCUAUUAUUUAGAAAGCAGAGAAAAUAAAAGUUACCAAAGCUCACUGCAUGUUUAGAAAUAAAUAACCAAACAUUGUUAGAAAUAGUUACGAAAAAUCUUUACAACUGACAAAAAAGAGCGACAAAGCUGACACUAGGAAUCAAACUUAAAACUUCUACGGCACAGAGAGUUAAAGUUAAUAAACAUGGCAUGCUCAGGGUUAGCAACUAUACAGUAAUCAUAUCAAAUAAUAACAAAACACACACUAUCGGUUCCAUUCAAACAACAACCAAGGUGAGAUGGUCAAAUGUUUAAACCAGGGGUCACCAACCAUUUUAAAACUGAGAGCUACUUCAAGGGUCCUUAAUAAUACAAAGAGCUACGGUUUUGACACAGACUUACAGUGUACAGGGUAAUAAUAUAAAUAUAAAUAUAAUAAUAUAGUAUAGACAGAUCUAGGAUCAUGUAUUGUAGUUAAGACAACAUCGUUCACUCAGUUACAGACGGCAAAUGUACACAAAUAAACAGCAGGUUAACUGGGUUAUCACUGUUUUUCUGUUCUGUUUUAUUAGCACUAGAAUACUUUCAACAUUUUACAAUGUUACGAAUUUAUAAACAAACAUUGACCUGGACUCUCAUAUUUGUAAAAACAAAUCUCAUUAUUUGUUUAUGUGAAAAAAAAGACAAUAUGACACCAAAGUGAGGGACGGCCAGAUAUUGAGUUACUGAUAAAAAAAAGAGUUGAAUUUCUAAAAAUAAAUCAGCUAUAAAGUC